GUGAGCUGGGAGAAGUAGACCCUACUCGGGGCCGCUGGUGAUGGCUCUGCAACUAGGACUCUUAUUUGAGUAUUAGUAACACUCAGUGACUGACGAAUACAAGAGAGGCAGUCGUGCAACGGGGCCAUAAUUUAAGAAACUGGAAGAGAGUGUUUUAUCUGAGGAGAAGCUGACUGUCAGGGGCCCUUCACCAGAUGCCCCUCCAACAGGUCUGCCGGCUCGAGUCAGAGAGAUUGUCACUAAGAACCUCAGUGAUAACACACCAGGCACCAUGUCGUCAGUCAUGUCUCUACAGGAGGAGAAUCGUGUGCUUCAAGGAGAACUGUCCAAACUUGAGGAUUUACUUGCCCAUAGCAGAGCAGACAGGGAUGAACUCGCCAUCAAGUACAGUGCUAUCAGCGAGAGGCUUGAGCAGACAUUGCGGUUUGACUCCAGUGAUGGGGAGCAAACCUCAGAGUCCAGAAGCCUGGUCCAACAGAAUGUGGACCUGCGCAGACGACUGGACGAGGAACAGGCUUCAUACAAACGCAAACUCACUGCCUACCAGGAGGGGCAGCAGAGGCAGGCUCAGCUGGUGCAGAAACUACAAGCAAAGGUUCUUCAAUACAAAAAGAGGUGUGGGGAUCUGGAGCAGGUGCUGCAAGAGAAAAACUCAGAACUCGAAAAGCGCAAACUGAGUAGUGACAGUGAAACCUCAAAUGGCCACCAUCAAGAUGAAUCUAACAACAACUUGGAAGAAGCAUUAAUCCAUCUAGAGGAAGAACAACAGAGGAGCAGUAGUCUCUCUGCUGUGAACGCCAUGCUGAGGGAGCAGUUGGAGCAGGCCAGUUUGGCAAACGAGGCUCUGAGCCAAGACAUUCGCAGACUGACUGUGGACUGGACCAAAGCCCGAGAAGAGCUAGAGCAAAGAGAGUCUGACUGGAGGAGAGAGGAGGAGUCUUUCCAAAGUUAUUUCAGCAGUGAGCACAGUCGGCUGCUCAUGUUAUGGAGGCAGGUGGUCUGGUUCAGGAGACACAUCUGUGAAAUGAAGACCUCAACUGAAAGAGACUUGUCAGACAUGCGUAAUGAGCUGUGCCGCGUGUCUCACUCGGCCCAGCUGUCUUGUGCAGGUCUGUCUGCAUCCCUGGUCAGUCGAGAGGGAGGUGCAACCCUGGCUCUAGAGAGAGAGAUGGCUCUGAGGCUUCAAUUAGAGCAGCAACUAAGAGAGAGGGUCACAGAAACGAUGAACCUGCAGACGAGGACAGAUGCAGAGAGGAGUGAACUCAACAUCAGGUUGUCUGAAUCUGUCCGCGAGGGAGAGAGGCUCAGGAGCCAAAUAGAUGAAAAGGAAAGAGAAAUUGCGACACUUACGAGAAGACUUGAGGAGCAGAGUGGUUCUGAUGAGACUGAGCUGCAAACAGUGAGGACACAUAUUGAGAUACUGGUCGACACGCUGAGAGACAUCGCUCAGGUUGUGUUGACAGAUGGGGAGUCCUCCUCAGAAGCAGACCAGGACCCGGGAGCCCCUCUCCUGGCUCUGGUCCACCGACCCUCAGCCUCUCGUCGCUUGUCCUCUCCUUCACGUCUCUCCUCUGGGACGCUCCUGCCUGAAGGGGUGCUCUCUGCCCUGCGCUCUGCAGUCACCAACAGACAGCUACAGCUGCAGGAUUUUCGUGGGAGACUGCAGUCAGCUCAGUCUUCGAUUCAGCAACUCCGAAAGCAGCUCUCAGAUUCUGAUAUGACUAAAAAAGAGUUGGAGCAGAAGAACCAGUCGCUGCAGCGGGAACGGGACAGUGCUCAGAAAGAGAGGGAGGCUGUGCAGAGGGAGAGGGACAGAGUCAAACAAGAGAGAGACAUUUUGGCCAGUGACAAGGUGAGCUUGGAGAAGUCCUUACAGUCCGCUCAGUCCACUGCACAGAUGCUGCAGAUGGAAUGUGAGAAGCUGCAGUUGUCCGUGGCAGCAGUGCAGCGUGAACGGGACACAGACAGAGAAGAGAGAGAGGUCACAGCACUGGAGAGGGACCAUGCCCGGGCAGAGGCACAGCGCAUACAGAAACAAUGGGAGCAGAGUGAGAGUCGUGCCUCAGCCCAGAAAGGAGAGCUGUCUGUAAUAAAGGAGACUUGCCAGCAAGGGGAGGUAGAGAGGCAACUGUUGGAGCAAGCAAAGGACCAACUAUCCAAGGCUCUUGCUCAAGCGGAGAGUCGUAAUGCAGAGCUGUCCCUGUUGUUAAACAAACUACAGUCUGAGGAGGCAGCGCUCAGAGACUCUUUGACAAAAAUGGGAAACUUAAACGAGGGUUUAACCCAGGACAAAGUUGAUCUCAACUCGUACAUCCUCCAGCUCGAGGAGGAAAAGUCCCUCCUCCAAACUCAGAAGCGUGAAGCAGAACAAGAGAAGCUGACAAUCAGAGAUGAACUUGUGCGUUUGGAGCAGGGUCGUCUGGAGCUGGACUCUUUGAGAAUAACUCUACAACAAUCUCUUCAUGAUGCAGAGCUGAGCCGUGCAGGGAUGGAGACGGAGCUACAGAGUCUGCAAGCGGACCGGCUUAAACUGCAGGAGAGAGUCACACAGCUUUCUGGGGAGGUGACAUCCCUCAGUUCAGAGUUGAGUUUGGUCAGAGGAGAGGGGCAGAGGAACGAGGUGGCCCUGGAGGAGGUGGGACGGGGGCGCGCUGAACUGGCCCGGGAUAAAGCAGCUUUGGUGGUUCAACUGGCAGCUUCCGAAAGAGAAAAUGCACUACUGUCUGAGGAACUGUCUGCAUUUAGGUCUGAGAGAGAGGCUUUGGAGACCAGUCUGUUCGAGGUUCAUCAGCAGUUUGUUCAAAUUGAGUCCCUCAAUAAACAACUGGAGACAGAGAACCAAACACUCAGAGUCCGAUCAGAGACUACAGCAGCUGAAUUAAAACGUGCUCGGUCUGAUGGGGAGACUGCUGUGGCUCAAUUAGAAAGAGAAAAGCAGACUUUAACUCAGGCUUUAAGCAGCGUCCAAACCCAAGCCCAACUGGUCCUUCGCAAAACCAUCUCUGAACACCAGGAGGAGGUGGAGAGACUAAUCUCAGAGAAAGAAGCUUUACGUCACAACCUGUUGAUGGAUCAUGAAGCAUCGAUGAGGAAACUGAGGCAGGACACAGAGGAGCAGCUGCUUAAAGCUCAGAGUCGAAGAGAGGAACUACACGAGGAACUGAGAACCCUCCAGCACCACAGGGACCAGUGUCUGCUGCAGGCUGAGACCGACAAGCAACAGGCUCUCUCAUUAAAGGAGGCAGAGAAAGCAGCUCUGUGUGAGAAAGUCUCAGGUCUACAGGCUGAACUGUCUACUGCACUACUAGAGGCAGAGAAGUUGACCAGAGAGGUGUCCUUGUGCAAAGAACAGGAGCAGAUCAGAGUUGGAGCCCUGAAUGCUGAACUGCAGGAUCUCCGGUGUCAGCACGAGAAUUCAGCCUCUGCUCGUGAACGAGAGCUGAGCGGACUUCAGCGGAUGUCCACAGACCUCCAGUCCAGGGCUGAACUGACUUUAAGAGAGCUGGAGCAGUGCAGGGCCUCUCUCUUGGCCAGUGAGGAGACCAGGGACCAGCUCAGACACCAUUUACUGGAGGCGGAGCGUCGUCUGAACCAAACUCAGAAUUCAGUUGAUAACUUCAGGAGAGAAGUGACUGAGCAGCACCGCAACCUCGGUGACAUCACCAAAGAGAGAGACACUCUCAGCCAAUCAAACGCUCUGCUCCGAGAGACUCUGAGGAGUGCAGAGACAGACAGGAUCAGCUUGAGGCGACAAUGUGAGGAGAAGGAGCAGCGGCUGGUAGUCCUGGAGGAAAAUCUGUCAUCUGCGCAGAAGGAGGUGAUGGAGUUGCGCAGCUGCCUCCGGGAUGUGGAGCGGUCACGACUGGAGGCCCGGCGCGAGCUACAGGAACUACGCAGACAGUUGAAGGUUUUGGAAGCAGAGAAGGAGCAGCGGAGUAGAGAGGUGGCAGAGCUGCAGACUCGCCUUUCACUAGAAGAGCAAAGAGAAGAGGAGAAGAGCAGAGAGGUCUUCACUCUCAAACAGAAGUUAAUGGAAGCAGAAUCAACAAGAGAUUCCCUGAAAAAAGAACUUUCUGUGACUCAGAAGCGCCUGAUGGAUUCUGAGUCAGGCUGGCGUGGCUGUGAGAGGGAGCUGACCGCUCGGCUACAAGAGGCACACGGCUGUGAGAAGAAGCUCCAGGAUGAGGCCAAAAACCUGUCCCUCCGUGCUCAGGCAGCUCAGGAUGCAGCAGCCCAAUCCAGUCUGCAGUUGAGUGAGACACAGGGCCGACUGGCUGCCACAGAGGCCGAACUGUCCCGCUCUGAGAUCAGCAGGAAGGAGCUGGAGUUCAGACUGAGCAAUCUGCAGUCCACACUCACACGCACCCUGGGCAUCGGAGCGGGGGGCAGAGGGGGCAGAGGGAGGAGCCCAGGAGGCAGUUCUACUUCACCUGGAUCUAUGUCCCGACACCAGAGCAUCUCUCCUCUGCGCUCCUCUCUGUCUCCACCAAAAGAAGUGCAAACGAGUACCCCUGACAACACUCUGGGAUCUGGUCCUGUGUCUCCGGAGAGAACAGACACACCUCUCUCCAUCUCAGACCUGGAUUCGGACUCACUCAGGGCUGGACUCAGGGACUUCCUGCUGGAGCUGCGAGAAGCUCAAAGAGAGAGAGACGAUGUCCGCUCACAGAUGAGUGGCCUACAGCGUGAACUGGAGGAACUCAGAGGUCAAAGAGACUCUGCUCAGAGCCGCCUGGCUCAGACCCAAAACAGUUUACAAGAUAGCAAAGAAGUGAAACGUGCGGUGGAUGAGCGCCUGAGCUCCACUCAGAUGGUUCUGCAGCAGCAGGAGGAGGCUGUGCGGAGAGUGGACAGAGAGAGACGCGCUUUGACGGACAAAUUAAAAGACUUGGAGCGAGCACUGCAGACCUCUGAAGCUGACAGGAAACAUGUGCAGGAUCAACUUAACAAACAGCGGGCUGCAGAAAUGCGCCUGGAGGGAGAGAGGAGGCGGCUGCGAGAGGCACUAGAGGCAGCAGAGGCCCGGGCCACUCGAGUGGAGCUGGGGAGGCGCAGUCUGGAGGGAGAGCUGCAGAGGCUGAGGCUGAGUAUGGGGGACAGAGAGGCCGAGAGCCAACUGGCCCAAGACAGACACGACGCUCUCAUCAAACAGGUUGCUGAGGGUGAGGCGCGGGUGUCUCAGCUGCAGAGGGAGGUGGACCGACUGAAUCAGGAUUUGCUUAAAGCUCAAGAAAGUGAAACUUUGCUCAAAGAGAGAGCUGCGACUCUAAACCUAAGUGUUAGUGAGGCCAUAGCGGCUCAGAGCAGCUCACAAAGCCGCCUCUCAGUGCUGCAAAAGUCACUCUCUGCAUCAGAGCUGGAGAGGCAGCAGCUCCAGGAGCGCCUGGAUGAAACCAGAGCAUCUUUAUCUGAAAGCAGAAGAAAUAUUGCUGCUCUCAAUGAACAAGUGCAAAGCCUCCAAAGUGAACUAAAACACAGUGAAGUCAAACGAGAGGAAAUGGAGACUGAGAUCAGUCACCUGCAGGAGACCCUGCAUCAGCGCUCCAUUAGCUUAUCGGAGGCCCAGCGCUGCCUGGAGUUGUCUCUAACAGAGCGCUCUGCUGUGGAGGAUCGACUGCGCAACCUCCAGAGGGCAGUGGCCAUGUUGGAGACCGAGAAGAAAGAUGCAGAGAGGCAAGCUGUUAGGCUAGAGAAGGACAAGAAUGCUCUGAGAAACACACUGGACAAAGUUGAGCGUCAGAAGUUGAAGUCUGAGGAAGGCACCAUGCGGCUCUCUGCUGAGAAAAGCCGCUUGGACCGAUCACUAAACACGGUUGAACAGGAGCUUCAAGAUGCACAGCAACAGAUCCUAAUUCUACAGACCCAACUGUCAGAUAUGGAGCAGUCUCAUGGUAUUUGUGAGAGCCUGAGCCGACAGCGGGACGAGGCACAGCGGGAGACCGAGAGGUUAAAGGUCAACCUGAGGGACAUGGAGCGGAGUCUGGGAAUGAGAGAGAGAGCCCACCGGCACCGAGUCAAGGGACUGGAAGAACAGGUGUCCACUCUGAAGGAGCAACUACAGCAGGAGAUGAAGCAACGUCAUCCUUCACUCCAAACUCCUUUACUGUCCACUACAUAAUACAGGCAGCUUAUUCCUAUUCACUCCAGCAAUUAGCCAGGGAAAAUCUCCUCAGCACAAAUGUUGCAGACACAAAAACUAUUCAGUAAAGUCUUGUUGUAAUGCUUUUAACUACUAUGUGUAUGAAUACUGAGUGCUACACUGAGCAGAGAUGAGAGGCAGCUGUGGUCUCGAUGCCAGACCAACUCCAGGAUAACAUCUGCUAUUAAUCCUGGUUUAACUCUACCAAACUUCUUUUUAUUGUGGAGGAAACCCAAACCUUUGAGGGAUCCUCUUUGACUGAUUCUGGGCGAAAUGCAGGAAUGGAAAUGACAAAGAUGGACUGUGUAGUUUCUUGACAUUUAUAUCAACAUUUAAAACGCUACUUUUUAUAAUGAAGGAGAAUCAAGCACAAACAGCGUGUAUCUAAUUUAAAAUGUUUUAAAAAACCCUGCUUUUUAGUAUUAUUUUAAUAGCCUUACAUUUUUACAAUUGAUCCACUAACAAUAUUAAAUAAUUCUAAGAGUAUUGUAUUACGUAAACAUGUAAACCAUGGGUCUAAUGAAAUAAACCACUACUGCAACCAC
Molecule: messenger RNA, 6684 nt
Organism: Boleophthalmus pectinirostris (great blue-spotted mudskipper)
Lineage: Eukaryota; Metazoa; Chordata; Actinopteri; Gobiiformes; Gobiidae
Product: rootletin
Exons: 37
Coding region: 272-6118 (1948 amino acids)
Source: RefSeq, a predicted model, not a curated record